AUGGCUUUUUCCCAACUGCUCCUCUCCAUGCAAAAAGUUAUACAAGAAGAUCAAAACGGUCAGAGCUACCACGAGGUCAUGAGACAGCGAAAGGAGGCAGGAGGUCUCCCUAGACAUAUUGCGAUCAUCAUGGAUGGGAAUCGAAGAUACGCAAAAGCCUUGGGGAAGCCGAGCAGUUUUGGCCACCUGAAAGGGAAGGAGCGUCUGGAGCAAGUCAUCCGUUGGGUGCUGGGUGAACUUGGUAUCCAGUACUUGACAGUAUUUGCGCUGUCAAUGGAAAACUUGCAGGGGCGAGCUCAAUGGGAGGUUGAAGAGCUGCUCAACCUGAUGGCAUUGGGGUUGGAGCAGAUAUCAAGAGACAGGGAGAUCGCGGACAAGAAGAUCAAGGUGCGGGUUGUGGGCGCGUUGGAGAGUUUGCCCUCUCGCCUGCGACGGGCAGCGGAGGAAGCAGAGAGAUUUACGGAGAGAGGAGGAGAAGGGGGCACGUUAACUAUCUGCAUCGGAUAUGGCGGGAGGCAGGAAUUGCUACAAGCAGUCAAAAAACUGGCGAAAGAUUAUGCUGAUGGCUCGAUCGCUCUUGAAUCGAUCGACGAGUCGAGUAUGAAGCAACAUCUUUAUACGCCAGACAUUCCAGAUCCGGACCUCAUGAUACGCACGAGCGGCGAGCAGCGCAUCUCAAACUUCAUGCUGUGGCAGGCCGCCUACUCAGAGCUUUACUUCUCGCCUCUACCAUGGCCGGAGUUCGAUGAAUGGGCCCUCAUCGGCGCACUGGACGAUUAUCUCUCGAGGACUCGGCGAUUUGGUCAUUGA
Molecule: messenger RNA, 810 nt
Organism: Guillardia theta CCMP2712
Lineage: Eukaryota; Cryptophyceae; Pyrenomonadales; Geminigeraceae
Exons: 12
Coding region: 1-810 (269 amino acids)
Biological process (GO): polyprenol biosynthetic process
Source: RefSeq, a predicted model, not a curated record